Penicillium odoratum is the source of this 2019-nucleotide messenger RNA. RefSeq lists its product as uncharacterized. The coding region runs from base 1 to 2019 and encodes 672 amino acids. The transcript has 3 exons. Lineage: Eukaryota; Fungi; Ascomycota; Eurotiomycetes; Eurotiales; Aspergillaceae. The record is from RefSeq and is a predicted model, not a curated record.
AUGUUGCUUCUCGGCGCUUUGUUAUUAUCGCUCGUUCAGAAUGCGGUGUCCCAACGACAUGACGCUGACCUCAUGUCCUUCGUGACGCUUCCCGAAGUACGCGCCCUGAAAUGGGAGGUCACCCACCACGAUCGUGAACGUGAGGCCCCCGGAUAUUGGUUCGUUGCGCCCUACGGACAGAUCUCCCCCGAGAACCCCACCCAGAAAUACCAGCAGUAUCAAGUUGGUCCGUAUAUUUAUGACAACGAUGGUGUCCUGGUUUGGGCUGGCCCGAGUCUAUACGAUAACCGCAAUGCCUUCGAUUUCCGCGCCAACCACAACAUGGAUGGCGAGCCACACCUUUCGUUUAUCGUCGCAUGGGAUAAUGAAAAUGGCGCUGACAGGGGACACGGUGUGAUUGUGGAUAAGCAUUACCAGGUGGAGCGAGAGGUUCGUCCCUUGAAGGAUGUGCACGACUUUAACAUGCACGAGUUCAACAUUUUGGACGGUGGAAAGACCGUCCUGGCCUGUGUUUAUCGUCAAGUCGAGGUGGAUCUGACGGACUUUGGUCGUCCCAACGAGAAGAGCUGGGUUGUGUCGGGCGGGUUUGCCGAGUUCGACAUCGAGACCAAUGAGCUUCUGACGCAGUGGAACAGUCUCGAUCACAUUGCCCUGCAUGAAUCCAACAUGUUUCAUGCAUGGGAUCAGCCUCUAGGUGCGCCUGGUUGGGACUACGUGCAUGCCAACGCGGUGGAUAAGAACUCGGCCGGCGACUAUAUCAUCUCGAUGCGGUUCACAAGCACAAUCUACGGUAUCUCUGGUGUCGAUGGGAGUAUUAUGUGGCGCCUUGGUGGUCUGGAGAGUGACUUCACCCAGGACUUCUCUUUCUCUAAGCAGCACGACGUGAAAUUCAUCUCGUCUAACGGCACCCACCAUGUGAUUUCGUUCUUGAACAAUGCCUCUGAUGAACGUGGUAAAGAUGAGACCGUGUCCUCGGUUCUCCACGUGGAGCUGGACACUGAAACGAUGAAUGCCCACGUGAUAAAGCGUAUCAACCGCCCCGAUGCUGGCCUGACCCGUCUCCGUGGAAGUGCUGAGGUUCUUCCCAACGGAAACAUCUUCAUCGGUUGGAGUGAACGAGGCUACCAGAGUGAGCAUGCCCCCAAUGGCGAUUUGUUGAUGACCGCCCGAUUCGCUUCGACUCGCUAUUCAACAUACCGCGCAUACAAAUCCGAGUUCACUGGCCGUCCUCUUACCCCGCCUGAUGUGGUGGCCUCGGUCUACGGAACCAGCAGCACCGAUAUCACUACCAUCUUCUACGUUAGUUGGAACGGUGCCACAGAUGUUGCUGGCUGGAACUUCUACGCCCAGGCCUACGACCGUGGUGACCCUGUUUUCAUUGGCCAUGCCAACAAGACUGACUUUGAAACCAUGUACAUUGUCGAUGGCUAUAUGGACUGGAUCACUGCUGAGGCGGUUGACCGUGAUGGCAACUCGAUGAUGAAGUCUCGUGUCAUUCGCAGCGAUAUUCCUAGUAACUGGAAGGCCGUCGGAUUCCUAGGUGAUCAGAGCCCCUCCCCGGAUGACCCAUCUAUCGUCUCUUCGAUUUACGAGCAGUCCAAGUCCAAAUCCACCGACACCGUAACCGACACCACUGAUACUACUGAAUCUACUGACAACACGGAUACAACUGUUAUCGAGGACAACACUGACACGGCUGAUACUACCGAUGAUACUACUGAGGAUACUAGCGAUGGCAUGGAUGGCAUGGACGGCAUGGAUAUGGACUCCAGCUCCGACUCCACCUCACCCUACCCUGACGCAAAGGAUGUUGCCAAGUCCGUGACCAAAGCCUACGAAGUCAUCCGCGGUGUAGGUGCACUCUUGAUCCUCAUCCUAGUCUCCUGCACCCUCGGAAUAGUUGGUUACGCCUUUUACGGCAUGUUCCAGCGCCGAAGCGGUCGUUCCUACCACCACAUCUCCUUGGAAGAAGAUCUCCCCACAGAAGAGAUCCACCUGCACUCCCAGGUCCACGAGUAA